Messenger RNA from Ctenopharyngodon idella (grass carp), 997 nucleotides. It is a transcript of the gene thy1, whose product is annotated as Thy-1 cell surface antigen. The transcript is spliced from 4 exons. Bases 200 to 688 code for a protein of 162 amino acids. Lineage: Eukaryota; Metazoa; Chordata; Actinopteri; Cypriniformes; Xenocyprididae. The record is from RefSeq and is a predicted model, not a curated record.
CACACAAGUUUCAGCUGAUCAUAAUAGGAGGUCUUGGUUUUAUUAUAAUGACUCAACGUGAUGUAUAUGGGCGUGCAUCUGCACUAACUUACCACCUCACUCUGCCUUCAAGUGAUCACUGAGGGAGUUGCCUUCAAUAACGGUCCAACAGCUCCAGCAUCCGAAAGCAGAAAAGUUAAGGUUCUGUUGUGUGUGUAAUAUGCAGAUGUGUACUGUGGUCAGGAUGAUGUGCUAUACUGCAUUUGCCACUUUGUUCCUGUUAGGUGUUGCUACUGGCCAGACUUCCCUUCAGAUUUCAUCCUGCAUAACUAAGGAUCAAAACCUGCAGAUGUACUGCAAGUUCAUUCCAGCUCCAGACCCCAAGCUCCCGAAGAAUUGCUACUACAAGACCGAGGAUAAGGUGAUUGCCAGUACCAACAGCAGCAUGCCCCAAGACAACACCUUCAAGAACCGUGCCAAUGUCUCCAUUGUCGAUAACACAUGCGAGCUGUUAUUGAAAGGUUUCUCGGAUGACAAACCCAAAAACUACACUUGUUUCAUCAAACAGACUGCCUCACCAGGGUCAGUUUCUGCAACUGUGGAGAAGAGUAAGCUUCAGGCCUGUUCUGCCUGGUGUGUUGUGCAGCACAGUGGAGCAGCACUCCUGCUAGCUAUCCUUACUUUCCCACUCUUGUCAGAGCUUCUUUGAGUGUAGAAUGGAUCUCUCUGUACAACUCCACUUCCCCAAAAAAACAAAUUAUAAAUCCUCUAGCUUGUACUACAUUGUAAACAUUUCCUCAGAAAUCAGGUUGUUCAGAUACUGAGAGCACUUUCAAUCAUAUCAUAUAUAUGCAUUGGUUUGGGUGAUGGUGAUGUCAGAAACACUGUUUGAUGCAUGUCCCUGUAAAAUCAUGUACUUUGGAUGUUGAUGUAUGAAUUUAUGCUUUUUAAAGAUGUCAGGUGAACCCACUGUUUGGUCAAAAAUGAAUUCUAAAAUAAAAUUGAAGUUGUACUCUGA